AUGCUGAUACGAAUGGCUUGUCAGAGGUGCCGCAAGAAACGAGCAAAGUGUGAUGAUGGCCAGGCACCGUGCAAAAGAUGCGACGAGGCCGGAGAAGGACGCGUAUACGACCACCCGCGACGCAAGUCCAAAGACGAUCUACGGGCCGAGAUCGAUAGUCUACGGCGGUACAACGAGGAGCAUGACCGACUACUCCGCGCAAUAUGUUCAAUCAACGACGUCGAAGAGCUGGCGCACCUGAACGGUGAAAACGGGCGUGGCUCGUCAGAUGGAGGUGAACAGGAAUCAUCGGCGGGCUCUUCCAGCUCCAUUCUCGACGAAGCCGUCUGCCCGCACUGCCUGAGCCGACUGCCGUCGCCCACCAUGCACCGUUCUGCCUCGGGCUCGAGCGACCUCAGCACACUGACCGAGGCUCCCAAGGCGACUUCGACACCGGCCCUGGCGGCUCCUGUUUCCCCGUCAUUGCCCUUUGACGAUGCAUCACACGCGCAAACCGACAGGUGGACGUGCGCCGGGUGUACGGUGGCUUCGGUUCGGCAGAUCCUCGACGCCCUCCUCACCUGGGACUACCUCCCCUUCUGCCUCAUGUGCAAGGACCCCUUCUUCCGAGACUAUUGCAGCGGCUCGAGCCGGUACUGCUCCUCUGCCCUGGUAAACGCGCUCAUCGCGCUGGCAACCCAGGUGGUCCACGAGAUCAGCGACGAAGCGGAGAGCCCGGGCCUGGCUUCAAGUGCGGAAGCAAACCACUUUCGACAAGGCCGAGGCCAUUAUCCGCAGAACCGGCCCCUCGGCCAACCUCCCAGAUAUACAGGCCAUCGGGAUUCCUCGCUCUACCAGAUUACCUGCGGGCGCGAGGCCGAAGCUCAAGCGCUUGCCGACUCCUUUGCCGCUAGGAUAGUCAAUCUUUGUCCUCAAGAGCCCCUGAUGGGCUCCGAGGCCGAAAAUAUGCCAAAGUUUGGGCUACUUCCAUACUUCGUCUCGACGGGCCAAGUCUUCACCAUGUCUACGAGUUGCAAGCUACAAGACGACUCAAUAUUUCUAGACCAAUCCGCCUGCGGUGCCGAGUACCUGUUUGGCGGCCAGUGCGGCAGCGGAACUACACCAGACCCUGCCCUGAAAGCACGCGGCUCGCAACUGCGCAAUCUACAGCUCAUUCCAGCAAGAGUCUUCCAGCUCACGGAAUGGGUGUACAAGCUCCUCUCAUCAGCAACCCAUACCCCAAACGGACGAUUCGACACAGCCGAGGUCAUGGCAGUGUAUACCGAGUGUCUCGAUUGGUACGAAGGAUUCUUCUCCUACCCAAAACCGGCGGCAGUGACACCCCUUUGUACUCUUUAUCUACAUGUACUAUCAGUUCUGCCUACUCUGCCUGUUCCGCCCUCUCGCCAACCUUGUCCUGGCUGA
This is a messenger RNA of Hirsutella rhossiliensis, 1404 nucleotides long. RefSeq lists its product as uncharacterized. Gene Ontology annotation, biological process: regulation of DNA-templated transcription. The record is from RefSeq and is a predicted model, not a curated record. Gene Ontology annotation, molecular function: DNA-binding transcription factor activity, RNA polymerase II-specific; zinc ion binding. The transcript has 6 exons. NCBI's taxonomy places the organism in Eukaryota, Fungi, Ascomycota, Sordariomycetes, Hypocreales, Ophiocordycipitaceae. Bases 1 to 1404 code for a protein of 467 amino acids.